AUGCUAGUCAGAUCUCCGCAGGGGAUCUUCAGUCUGUCUUUUUCUAUUCCUGGGCAUAAGAGUUGGUCAAUGACAUUCCUGGCCAUCGACACGAGAAACGGGACGACGCCGUCACAUCGCCUUCGCCCUGGGGCGAAUAAGCAAGAGGAGCUCGUAGCCUACGCGAAGCCGACGCGAAGCCGUCCGUCCCGGGCGAUGGUGUUCUUUGUUGUCACGACGUACAAGAGAGUCAUUGAACACAGCGGCGCGGAAGAGCCUGUCGUUCAGCGACUACCAGAAAGCAGCCGUGAUAACUGUGAAAGGAUAUCAUCGCCAAUGCCGGAGCCCUCAACGGAUUUGUGUUGGACUCAUGAAGAAGUCCUUCCCGCGCCAGCCCUGUCUGAUUCAGGGGGCUUCGGGCGGCAUUUUGCGCUUUUGGACGCCUUGACCCUACAAUUCGCCAGGAACGGGAGUACUUCAUCUGACCGAAAAGCUGAACGCCAUCCUGAACACGAGCCCUGA
Molecule: messenger RNA, 501 nt
Organism: Lindgomyces ingoldianus
Lineage: Eukaryota; Fungi; Ascomycota; Dothideomycetes; Pleosporales; Lindgomycetaceae
Exons: 3
Coding region: 1-501 (166 amino acids)
Source: RefSeq, a predicted model, not a curated record